Molecule: messenger RNA, 2904 nt
Organism: Micropterus dolomieu (smallmouth bass)
Lineage: Eukaryota; Metazoa; Chordata; Actinopteri; Centrarchiformes; Centrarchidae
Gene: fkrp
Product: fukutin related protein
Exons: 2
Coding region: 487-2085 (532 amino acids)
Biological process (GO): protein O-linked glycosylation via mannose
Cellular component (GO): Golgi apparatus
Source: RefSeq, a predicted model, not a curated record
UGGGUUUCAUGGUUGAGCUUGUGUUAAACUUCAUAGUAAUGAAAUAUUCUGAUGCAACUUGUGUGCCCUUUGUUGUGGAUUUCGUCUUAAAAUGGUGGGGACUCGGUUCCACCCACAACCGCACAAAUAUUAGCUAACAAUGCAGACUGAAAUCUGUGCGUGCUGCUAACAGUUACCGAUUCAGCCAGGUUUGCUCCUAAUGCUACAAGAGCUGGCUGAGAUGAACCACCAUGAAUACCAAAUAUAGUUCAACAAGGUUAAUGGGCUUAACGUUGCUAAAGCUUGUGAUAUUAACGCGGCUAACGUUAAUGCAUAAUGUGAUGCAAAUGAUUGUAUUGUAGAGAAUGAAAUAGACACAUCCAAAUUAAGGUUGUCUUCAACUCAUUCCUCCACUAUGCCACUAAUCAGGACCUGAGACACUUCACUGUAUUUCUUAACUGAAACUUAAAUCUCUUGGUAGCAACUGGAAAGUAAACAUUAGUUGCCAUGCGUAUCAGUCUCUGCCAGGGCCUGUUAACUGGCGCCAUCAUCCUCAACCUUCUCAUUCUCUACUAUGUGUCCCGGGCCCAGCAGCAAAUGAUGGAGAAGAGGAAGGAACUUGGCAGGGGCACGAGGAGGUCUGCCCUACCAGCCUCUGGUCUGGGGGGAGGCCUAGGGGCACUUGUUGGAGCUGGAGGUGAGCCUGGAGUGGUCGGAGCGGAGGGACAUAGCCGUGGCCCUCGUGUGACUGUUCUUCUUCGGGAGUUCGAAAACUUUGAGAAUUAUGUUGGGGAUGUGGCUAAUUCCUUUCUCCGCCAGAGACCUGAGCUUCCCUUCCUGGCUGUGGCUGACACAUCUCCAUACCCUCCCCUGAUGCUUCCAGAGGGGGCGCGACUUCUAGUGCUCUCCCCCAGUCCGGACCAGCCACCGCAAGCUCACCGGCCAGAGUACCACGUCCAGACAGAGUUUGUGCUCCUGGUGCCUGAUGGGGUGGAGCUGGAGCAACCGCGGGCUAUCGAGAGGCUGAUCAGGGAGUUGGAAGGUGAGGGUGGGGGGCCUGUGAGGCUGGUGGCUGCACCCGUACUGGCUCGAUCUGCUGUGCAGUGUCUCCACCUGCGGGUGAACCUCAGAGAGUGGACGGCUACCUACUCGCCGGCUGCGUCUGGGAGCAGCGGGAGUGUCUGUACGGCUUUACAAGGAGAUGCAAUUGUCCUCAUUCGCACUGAGGAUCUUUUUAACCUCUCUGUCCCUCUGGGGCGUCCCCUCUUCUCCUCGCUCUUUGUCCAGACUGCCUUGAGAGGCUGGAAGGUCAAGCUGCUGGAGAGCCCAUGUUUCUCCGCAAACCACCGGCCCCUGUUCAGCUCCGCUCACAACCAAUGGAAGGCAGACUCUCGACUUAAGGAGGCCACCGGGAAACUCAUGAGGAGCUUUGGUCUGAAGCGUCUCCUGCUGCCUGAUGGGAAAGAACAGUGGUAUGGCUGCAGUAAAGAGACGCCUCGCUGCUUUGGCACUGUGCAGGAUGACACUCCAGACUACCUGUAUCUGGAUCGCUGGACACCUCCCUGCUGUUUGCGAGCUCUCAGGGAAACCACCAAGUAUGUCAUCAAUAUCCUGGAGACCUCAGGUGUGCGCUACUGGCUAGAAGGGGGAACUCUACUGGGCGCCGUCCGCCAUCAGGACAUCAUCCCAUGGGAUUAUGAUGUGGACCUGGGCAUCUACCUGGAGGAUAUUCCUAACUGUGAUCACUUGAAGAACCUGGACGCAGGCUCUCUUGUGGAUGCUAAUGGCUAUGUCUGGGAGCGUGCAGUGGAAGGAGACUUCUACAGAGUCCAGUACAGCGAGGCCAACCAUCUGCAUGUUGACCUGUGGCCGUUCUAUCCACGCAAUGGCGUCAUGACGAAAGACACAUGGACAGAGCACAAACAAGACGUGGAGUUCCCAGAGCACUUCCUGCAGCCGCUGGUGCCCAUGUCCUUUGCCGGCAUCACUGCCUACAGCCCCAACAACCACAGAGCAUUCUUGGAGCUCAAGUUCGGAGAGGGAGUUAUUGAGAAUCCCCAGUAUCCCAACCCCGCAAAAAAGAGGCUGGACAGAAGCAAAUUAUGAGAUAAUGGAGACACACCAGCCCUUUUAUUUCGUACUGUAUUUGUUUAUCUAACACAACACAGAAAAUCUUGCCUCAAUGUAUUAUUUUUUAAAACUGCCUAAAAGAUGAGGCUUGGAAACUACUAUGGUGCCAAAAUGACUGCAUUUGCUGUCAGUUUUUCAAAAAUGUAAAUCCGUACACAAGCGCAUUUACACCUGGAAUACCUCAGAGUCAAAGACUGGUUUGACUACAUGGUGAACUAAAUCUGUGUGUUCUAUAGUAAUGUAUACGUGUGACUGCUGAAAAAAUUAUAAAUACUUUUAAAUUAUAUUGAUAUUGGUUUCUUGUUAAAAGCUAGAGUGUACAAAGUCUUAAGCAGGAUUUGAAGUUUUGUACAGAAUUAUUUAAAAAUAAGUGGUUAUGAAUUUCUUUACUGUGUUGCAGAUUUGCACGGAUUGUUUUCAGUUUUGCACAGUUUAUGAAUGAAUGUUACGUAUCUCUGUGCCACUUGCUGGGGUGAGUACAUUUUCAUGUGGUGAAAUGAGAAACGCACCAUUCAUCCUGUUAUUGUUGGCAUAUGGAGACAAUAAAAUGUUGCUCUAUCAGGCCUUAGCAUUCAGUUAAAAACAUGAAACUGUGUGUUAAUACUGAGUGCCCAUUACAUACUGACUGAAAUGGAAUAUCAUUUCAGUAGAUUAUUAAUAGAAAACCUUUUAAAAGAAGUUGCAUACAAAACCCACCAGCAUCUCUGGGUACGUUUCCUGUAGUGUUACUUGAGUGUGAUGUAUCAAGGUGUAACCUCGGUUCAUUAACUGGUAAAAUAAAGAAGUUGUAAUGGA